This is a messenger RNA of Strongylus vulgaris, 282 nucleotides long. NCBI's taxonomy places the organism in Eukaryota, Metazoa, Nematoda, Chromadorea, Rhabditida, Strongylidae. The record is from the annotation of a GenBank genome assembly.
AUGCGACGCAUAGUCGAAAAGCUCCCACUUGAGGCAAGGGUUGAACUGGAUCGAGCAGCAGAAAAUGAAGAUCUAACCGCAUUGGAGAAUAUUAUUACGGAAGAAGUACCUUUGUUAACCUUCAAGUGGAAGUUCACAUUCUUAUUCGAAAGUGGUGCAAUUCAGUUAACAAAUCAGCCGCAAUCAGCACGGGUAGAGUACGAAUUAUGGAAAAACGCCAAUAUUCCACCACAGCCAUUGUUGGAUAUCAUUGCAGAUAAAACGGAUGUCGAGGAAAGGUAA